Molecule: messenger RNA, 1364 nt
Organism: Triticum urartu
Lineage: Eukaryota; Viridiplantae; Streptophyta; Magnoliopsida; Poales; Poaceae
Product: putative isoaspartyl peptidase/L-asparaginase 2
Molecular function (GO): hydrolase activity
Source: RefSeq, a predicted model, not a curated record
UCCAACGCACACACCAACAGAGCAACAACCAACAAAGAACAGAGCACCAUAUCAACUAGCCGUAGCCACACAGAGAGAUCGAUCGAUCGAAGAGCAUUGGCUUUAGCCAUCGCCUAGCACAGCACACCACCGCACCACCAAGAACACGUCCAUACGCACGCAUGGCGCGCUGGGCCAUCGCCAUCCACGGCGGCGCGGGCGUGGACCCCAACCUGCCGGAGCACCGCCAGGAGGAGGCCAAGCGCGUGCUGGCGCGGUGCCUGCAGGUUGGCGUGGACCUGCUACGGGCUGGUGCGACGGCGCUGGACGUCGUGGAGGCCGUGGUGCGCGAGCUGGAGACGGACCCCUGCUUCAACUCCGGUCGCGGCUCCGCGCUCACCCGCGCCGGUACUGUGGAGAUGGAGGCCAGCAUCAUGGACGGCCGCGGCCGCCGCUGCGGCGCUGUGUCCGGCGUGUCGACGGUCCGCAACCCCGUGUCCCUGGCCCGGCGCGUCAUGGACAAGUCCCCUCACUCCUACCUCGCCUUCGACGGCGCCGAGGAUUUCGCGCGCGAGCAGGGUCUUGAGGUUGUGGACAACAGCUACUUCAUCACGGAGGAGAACGUGGGAAUGCUCAAGCUCGCCAAGGAGGCCAACAGCAUCCUCUUCGACUACCGCAUCCCGCUGGCCGGCGCUGACACCUGCAGCGCCCAGGCAGCGGCGGUGGAGAGCCACGGCAGCAACGGCAUGGUGAUGAACGGGCUGCCCAUCAGCAUCUACGCGCCGGAGACGGUGGGGUGCGCGGUGGUGGACUCUAACGGCUUCACGGCGGCGGCCACCUCGACCGGUGGUCUGAUGAACAAGAUGACGGGUCGCAUCGGCGACUCGCCGCUCAUCGGCGCCGGCACCUACGCGUGUGGGCACUGCGCCGUGUCGUGCACCGGCGAGGGCGAGGCCAUCAUCCGCUCCACGCUGGCGCGGGACGUGGCCGCCGUCAUGGAGUACAAGGGGCUGCCUCUGCAGGAGGCCGUAGACUUCUGCGUCAAGGAGCGGCUCGAUGAGGGGUUUGCGGGGCUCAUCGCCGUGUCCGGCACCGGCGAGGUGGCCUACGGGUUCAACUGCACCGGCAUGUUCAGGGGCUGCGCCACCGAGGACGGUUUCAUGGAGGUCGGCAUCUGGGAGUGAGCUGAACCGGAGAUGUGUCCGCAUGUAGUGUGUGUACAUACAUUUGGCCAUCCAGCGGUUGCUAUCUGGUUCUAGUCUAGGAAUCCUCGGUUAUUAGCUGGUUACUUCAUAACCAUGAGCUACCGGAUAAUAAAUAUGUGACCGCCUGUGCACCAGGUGUCUGAAAAUAAGUAACAUGAGUCACUGCAAUUCUAGACCGUC